Molecule: messenger RNA, 647 nt
Organism: Perca flavescens (yellow perch)
Lineage: Eukaryota; Metazoa; Chordata; Actinopteri; Perciformes; Percidae
Gene: gmfg
Product: glia maturation factor, gamma
Exons: 7
Coding region: 106-534 (142 amino acids)
Biological process (GO): negative regulation of Arp2/3 complex-mediated actin nucleation; actin filament debranching
Cellular component (GO): cortical actin cytoskeleton
Molecular function (GO): Arp2/3 complex binding; actin binding
Source: RefSeq, a predicted model, not a curated record
GGAUCUUGACAGCCUGAGAGGAGCUUUCAGUUUGUCGCAAGUUUGUCUGUUUCAACAAGGCGGUGUCACCCUGAAGACAAGGAGGCAGAAAAGGAUCCUUUGAUAAUGUCAAGCUCUCUGGUUGUGUGUGAAGUGGAUGAAAGUCUGAAAGCUAAACUGAGUAAGUUUAGAUUUCGGAAAGAGACCAACAAUGCUGCCAUACUAAUGAAAAUAGACAUGGUGAAACAGCUUGUUAUCCUUGAGGAGGAAUAUGAGGACAUCUCACUGGAUGAGUUGAGAAAUGAACUUCCAGAGCGGCAACCCAGAUUCAUUGUCUACAGCUACAAAUAUGUCCAUGCUGAUGGAAGGGUGUCUUACCCUCUGUGUUUCAUAUUCUCCAGUCCAAUGGGAUGUAAGCCGGAGCAACAGAUGAUGUAUGCAGGCAGCAAGAAUCAACUGGUCCAAGCUGCAGAGCUCACAAAGGUCUUUGAAACAAGGAAUGCUGAUGACUUGACAGAAGAAUGGCUGAAGAACCAGCUGGCGUUUUUCCGUUAAAUAUGCAUCUUCAAUACUAUCUGACUUUUUCUUUGUGAAACGUGACCGUGGAUUUGAAUUUUCCAAUUGUUGUCCAUGUUAUAGCUAUUAAAUGGUGUACUGUUGGAAAGGAA